CACGUGGUGCGUUUGUUUCUCAGUCACGUGGUGCGCUUGUUCGGGGUCGGGGUUCAGCCGUUGUAUCCAGGGGGGCGGAGACUGUCAGCUGAUCCAGCAGCAUUAGCCUGGGUUUGGACCUGCAGGGGGCCGGUAAUUUGUCUUGAUGAUGUCAUCGGUGAAAGUGGAGUGUGUGGUGAAGGACAGCACUCUGAUUGGUGAAGGGCCGGUGUGGGAGGAGUCAGAGCAGACGCUGCUGUUUGUCGACAUCAUUGGUCAGAAAAUCCACCGCUGGAGUCCAGUGACCAAUCAGAUCCAGUCUGUGGAGACAGGUGACUCGGUGGGCUUUGCCGUCCCCAGGGCCUCAGGUGGAUACGUGGCAGGUGUGGGUCGACGCUUCGUGGCCGUCGAUUGGUCGACUCAGACGAUGACGUCAUUGGUGGAAAUCGAUACAGAUAAACCGACCAACCGGCUGAACGACGGGAAGGUGGAUCCGAUUGGACGGCUGUGGGCAGGUACCAUGGGGGCGGAGCAUGGUCCAGGUGUGUUUCAGAAACAGAUGGGUUCACUGUUCAGUCUGAACUGUGACCUGAAGGUCAACAAACACCUGGAGCAGGUACUCCACCUGAGGAGGAGGAGCCAA
This is a messenger RNA of Sphaeramia orbicularis (orbiculate cardinalfish), 622 nucleotides long. RefSeq names its product regucalcin (gene rgn). The transcript is spliced from 4 exons. The record is from RefSeq and is a predicted model, not a curated record. Lineage: Eukaryota; Metazoa; Chordata; Actinopteri; Kurtiformes; Apogonidae. Gene Ontology annotation, molecular function: calcium ion binding; gluconolactonase activity. The annotation marks the transcript as partial. Gene Ontology annotation, biological process: L-ascorbic acid biosynthetic process.